AUGUCGCGAGUAAUGAGGAGCGUGAGGAAUGUGACCAAGGGGUACUCUAGCACGCAGAUCAAAGUCAGAGAAGCUACGAGCAAUGACCCAUGGGGUCCUACCGGCACCCAGAUGAGCGAAAUCGCUCAGAUGACUUUCAACACGUGCGUUUCGAUGAUGGGACAUCCUUCCAGGGAUACUGAGCUGACACCUUGCUGCGACUACAGAUCCAGCGAUUUCUACGACAUCAUGGACAUGAUUGACAAGCGCUUGAACGACAAGGGCAAGAACUGGCGCCACGUUCUCAAGGCCCUCAAGGUUCUCGACUACUGCCUUCACGAGGGGUCUGAACUCGUCGUCACCUGGGCCCGUCAGAGCGUCUACAUCAUCAAGACGCUGCGCGAGUUUCAGUAUGUCGAUGAGGAGGGUCGCGAUGUUGGCCAGAAUGUGCGUAUCGCUGCGAAGGAGAUAACGUCCCUGAUCCUCGACGAGGAGCGCCUGCGUGCCGAGCGGAGCGAUCGCAAGUCGUGGAAGUCUCGCGUCACGGGCCUGGAGGAGUUCGCACCCAGCAACUACGCCGAGCCAUCCACCCGACGCCGCGAGAGGCCGCAGAUGUCGGACGAGGACGACGCCGAAUACCGCCUGGCCCUGGAGGCCAGCAAGUUCCAGGAGGAGGAGGACCGCAGGAAGAGGGAGGGCCGCGGCCCGGCCGCCGAGAUCGACGACGACCUGGCCAAGGCCAUCAAGCUCAGCAAGGAGGAGGACGAGAGGCGCCGACGCGAGCUGGAGCAGAGCAACGCCGCAUCGCUGUUUGACGACACACCCGUCCAGACGCAGCCCCAGCCCACGGGCUUCAAUGGAGGAUACGAGCAGGGCAACCAGGUGGACUGGUUUGCCAACCCGGUCGACCAGGGCCAGAUGCAGCCGCAGCCCACAGGCAUGAUGCCCGCCGCAUACGCUGGCUUCCAGCAGCCGCAGAUGACGGGGUACCCGGGUGCCUACCAGACACCGUUUGGCGCCCAGCCCACGGGCAUGGACCCGUACGGUCUGCAGCAGCAGCAGGCCUUCCAGCCCCAGCCGACCGGAUACAACCCGUACGCGCAGCAGCAGCUUCCUCUCCAGACGCAGCAGGCAUCGCUGCAGAUCCCGUCCCCGGUCAACGGCGGACCGAACCCCCAGCCGGGCAGCAACAACCCGUGGGCGACCAACGGCCAGAGCAACCAGCCGUCUGCACUCAUGCCGACGCCCACGGGGUCCAACAACCCGUUCGCGCAGCACAAACGGCCCUCAUCGGCGCAGCCUACCAGCAGCGGCCUCGGCGCCGUGCCGGAGCAAAAGACCCUGGCGUCUUUCAGCUCUCUCCAGAAGCAGCAGCAGCCGUCGUUUGCCAACACCAAUACCACGGUGAACGGCAACCCCAUGAGCGAGCACGAGUCCAAGCUCAACGCCCUCCUCGCUUCGGGCGACGGCAUGGACACAUACGGAAACACGGGUAACCUGCGCAUCCCCGCUCAGCACACCGCCCCAGGCACCUUCAUCAACAGCGCAGGGUCGGGCGUCAACCGUCUCAACCCGGAACCUACGGGAAGCAACCCCUUUAUGCGUCAGCAGUUUACGGGCUUGCCGACCGUCAGUUACGGUGGCCAGUUCGGAGGUGCCAGCAACCCAUACGGAGGUCAGCAGGGACAGCAGCAACAGCAGAACCAGGACUUGAUACAGUUUUAA
This is a messenger RNA of Geosmithia morbida, 1704 nucleotides long. Its product is annotated as epsin. The record is from RefSeq and is a predicted model, not a curated record. The transcript has 3 exons. Gene Ontology annotation, molecular function: phospholipid binding; clathrin binding. Gene Ontology annotation, cellular component: plasma membrane; clathrin vesicle coat; endosome. NCBI's taxonomy places the organism in Eukaryota, Fungi, Ascomycota, Sordariomycetes, Hypocreales, Bionectriaceae. The coding region runs from base 1 to 1704 and encodes 567 amino acids. Gene Ontology annotation, biological process: actin filament organization; endocytosis.